Gavia stellata (red-throated loon) is the source of this 2007-nucleotide messenger RNA. It is a transcript of the gene PHAX, whose product is annotated as phosphorylated adaptor for RNA export. The record is from RefSeq and is a predicted model, not a curated record. Gene Ontology annotation, cellular component: nucleus. NCBI's taxonomy places the organism in Eukaryota, Metazoa, Chordata, Aves, Gaviiformes, Gaviidae. Bases 2 to 1201 code for a protein of 399 amino acids. The transcript has 5 exons. Gene Ontology annotation, biological process: snRNA export from nucleus.
GAUGGCGCUGGAGGCGCGGAGGAUGGAAGGCGACGUGGAGGACGGCGAGCUCUCCGAUUCGGACUCCGACAUGCCCGGCGCUGGCUCCCCCGGGGAGCCGCAGCAGAAAUCACAUGAUGACAAUGAUUCAGGCAGACCAUUCCAGAGCAGCAUUUCGUCAUGUGCACUAAGUGUUCCUUAUCGGACAACCAAAAGUGUGGAUUCAAGUGACGAAAGCUUUUCUGAAUCUGAUGAUGACAGCUGUGUGUGGAAACGAAAACGACAGAAAUGUUUCAACUUCCCUCCUGCUAAAUCUGAGCCUUUUCAGCUUAGCCAGAGCCACCAAAACCAAACUGCUCUGGGUGGCAAGAAGGUCAACAAUAUUUGGGGUGUGGUGCUCCAGGAGCAGAAUCAGGAUGCGGUGGCUACGGAACUUGGGAUUCUAGGCAUGGAUGGUAGCAUUGACAGAAGCAGGCAGUCUGAGACUUACAAUUAUUUAUUGGCUAAAAAGCUGAUGAAGGAAGCUCAGCAAAAGGAGGCAGAGACUUUAGAUAAAGAACUGGAUGAAUACAUGCAUGAUGACAAGAAAACAUUGCUGGCAGAAGAAGAAAAUGGGCAAGGCUUUCUCAAACGGAAGCGACCUGUAAAAGAUAGGCUGGGUGAAAGACAAGAAAUGAAAUAUAAAGGAAGGUAUGAGAUAACAGAAGAAGAUUCAGACGAAAAAGUGGCAGAUGAAAUUGCUUAUCGGCUUUGUGAGCCAAAGAAAGAUUUAAUUGCCCGAGUAGUGAAAAUAAUUGGGAAAAGAAAAGCUAUCGAACUCCUUAUGGAAACAGCUGAAGUGGAACAAAAUGGUGGACUGUUCAUAGUGAAUGGCACAAGGAGAAGAACACCAGGGGGUGUUUAUUUAAACUUGCUGAAGAACACACCUAGCAUCAAAGAAGAACAAAUCAAGGAAAUAUUCUAUCUGGAAAAUCAAAAGGAGUAUGAAAACAAAAAAGCUGCUAAGAAGAGGAGAAUACAAGUUCUAGGAAAGAAGAUGAAAAAAGCUAUUAAAGGGCUUAACCUGCAAGAAUAUGAUGAUGCAUCUCGUGAGACUUUUGCUAGCGAUACAAAUGAGGCUCUGGCUUCCCUGGAUGAUCUACAGGAGGGGCAUCAUGAAGCAAAGAUGGAACCUGAAGAUAUUCUUGAAAUUGAUAAUGCACAUGAUUUGGAGAUCUUCUAGUUAAUAAUGUUCUUGAUAACAAAGUCUCUUUAAAACAUUAAAUGAGCCUUUCUUAUAAUCCCAUGGCUUCUUGUUUUCAUAAGCUGCAGAAACAUGGGAAAUAUUUGAUGCUGAAGAACAUGACAUAAUUCUUAGCUAAAUUUAACAGCAUGAAAGAUGUUAAUUGUCCUAUUACUUGUUUGCUGAGUCCUCAAAAACUAUUAAGAUUUUUCUAGAUAACAGUUCUGCAUCACAAUGCUUGUUCCUUAGGAACUUUUUUUAGCCACGUGUUAGGUUUAGAAAUUAAGGGUAUGUUUUAAGGAAAUACAUCAUAUUUAAUUUGCUGAAGCUAACGAAGUCAUCAAGGGAGCAGUGCUUCUCAUUACAGUUGAACAGAAAAAGGAGUAUAAAGUUAGUCCUGAUAAAAGAACGUAUUCUUAAUAUGGCAGUGUGUUGACAAGAAUAGCAGUGUUUAUAGGAUUAAGACUGGCAAAACCAGAUUGGUUUAUGAAAUAAACUUAAUUUUAAUGGUCAGUGACCUUUGAAUAACAACCUUGUAAAUAAGCACUGUUGAGCAAUGUAUGUUUUAAAUUUCUGCAGUAGUUUAAUCCUUCAUACUAUAAUAGUGACUUGAGCUUCCUACCUGUUCUGUCUAGACUUUUUCUGUGGUUAGACACAUACAAAUUAUACAGAUCUUUUUGUUUGAAAACAAAUAUGACUGAAUGCUUUCUGAGUAGUGAGAUUUUACUAAUUUUGAGUUCCUGUCAAGGGUCUGUAGGCUCUACGUGCAGGUAUAAACCCUUUACCUUGCAAUUCUUGUUUCCAUG